Penaeus chinensis is the source of this 756-nucleotide messenger RNA. Its product is annotated as 10 kDa heat shock protein, mitochondrial-like. The transcript has 3 exons. Bases 144 to 452 code for a protein of 102 amino acids. Gene Ontology annotation, cellular component: mitochondrial matrix. NCBI's taxonomy places the organism in Eukaryota, Metazoa, Arthropoda, Malacostraca, Decapoda, Penaeidae. Gene Ontology annotation, molecular function: protein-folding chaperone binding; ATP binding; protein folding chaperone. The record is from RefSeq and is a predicted model, not a curated record.
ACAGAGGGAAGAGGUGCGCAUGCGCUUACUUGCAAAUGCCAUGUGCUCGGCUCCCGUCCGGCUGCAGACGACGCCGACGCCGGGACUAGACGCUUCUCUCACGGCUCCUCUGCGUAAAUCUCCGGCUACCUUCUUGAGUAACAAUGGCUGGUGCCUUGAAGAGGUUUGUUCCCCUGUUCGACCGUGUGUUGGUCCAGAAGGCUGAGGCUUUGACCCGUACUGCAAAGGGAAUCUUGAUCCCUGAGAAGUCUGUAGCCAAAGUCCUCACAGGGAAGGUGGUUGCUGUAGGAGAUGGAGCCAGAACUGAAGCUGGCACCACAAUCCCCCCAUGUGUUACUGUUGGCGAUGAAGUGAUGCUUCCUGAGUUUGGUGGCCAGAAGGUUACCCUGGAGGAGAAGGACUAUUACCUCUUCAGAGAAUCUGAUCUUUUGGCCAAGAUGAAGAACGAGUAAAAGCAAUCCCUGUAGAAGUGGAAUCAUUGUCAAUUCGUAGGCUGAUGCUUAAGGAGGCCAAGGAAAAAAGAAAUUCCAGCAGAUCAGAGAUUUGCCUUGUGUGUUAGUCUGCGGCUUGUUUCAGUUCACAAUGUGGAAGAUGUAUGGUUUGAGUCUAACAUGGACCAGUUUUCUAUGUAUGUAUGUAAUCAUCACAUAUAAUUCAUAUUGUCAUUCAUCAUUUAGGGCAUGAAUGUUCUGUCCAUCUAACAUAUGUAUAUAGAAAUGUAAAGAAUUGUUUUACAAAAUAUAGAUUGUUUUCAAA